Molecule: messenger RNA, 2291 nt
Organism: Pseudoliparis swirei
Lineage: Eukaryota; Metazoa; Chordata; Actinopteri; Perciformes; Liparidae
Exons: 2
Coding region: 296-1831 (511 amino acids)
Biological process (GO): regulation of transcription by RNA polymerase II
Cellular component (GO): nucleus
Molecular function (GO): RNA polymerase II transcription regulatory region sequence-specific DNA binding; DNA-binding transcription factor activity, RNA polymerase II-specific
Source: RefSeq, a predicted model, not a curated record
GUGUCGCUGUACCGACGCCCCACCCCGGACGUUUCUGUUUUGGUGCGCGCGCCAUUUGUAGAAGAAGAGUCUUUCCUCUUGUUUUUUGGUGUGGCUAAUGGGCUAACAGCCACCACCUAGAGAUCUUGUAUCUAAGAUACUGGCAAGUCAGUCCGAUUGUGACCGUCCCCAAAACGGCAAUCGAUACGCUCGUGGUCCGGUUGGUUUCAAGGGCAUACCUCAAUAUUACAAAUUGGAUAUUUAAAGCAAAGCUGCCCCAGAGGGCUCCACACACGCGGUGACCAAACCCAGCCUGAUGAUGGAGAGCAAAAGAAGGAAUUCUAUCCUGGAGGACAGCUUGGGCAAAGACUUGGUGGACGCUGGACGGUUUUGCUUUGGCUGCGAGAAAAUAUUUGCAGAUCGGAAAUGCUUCCAAGAACACCCGUGUCCUGCUGCAAAUCACAUCUGCUCCUGUGGAACCGAGUUUAUUAAGUACAGUGACAUGCUGGCGCACAGCACAACACAUCAACCAGGUCACGAGGGGCUUGAUCAUGGAUCCAUAAAGAAGCGCAGGAUUGAGAAGCGCAUAGAACAGCUCGACCGGCUACAGACCGGUGAGGUGGUCUGGAACACGGGGGAGUCGUAUUUGCCGGCAGAGCAAACGCUGCCCAUCGCACCGUGUGAGCCAAAAGUUUCCACGCAGAAACAAGUGCCUCCAUUUGAGCCAAGAAAACCGUUUCGCUCAAAUCCCAAUCAAAAAGUUUUGCAUGACGCUUUUGCACCAACGGUGGACCUAUGGACACUUUACCAGCCCGUUGUGCUGGUCAAAACCACGCACACAUUCAACGAGAUGCAGCCUUACACCUGUGCUAAAUGUGGGCAGGGUUUUAUAACACGGGCGUCUCUCAUCUUCCACCACAGCUCUCAUGUGAUCGAUAAAGUUGCUGGCUGUAUAGGAUGUGGGCUGCUGCUCUCCAGCAAGAAGUUUUUGCCUCGCAUCCAUGUUUGUAAAGCACCCAACGCCCCGACCACCAAAUCCAGGCUCAUCACUGCGAAGCCGCUGAAUCUGAAGCUGCCAAAUGUAGCCGUUCUAGGAGCCAAGAGUCCAAGUGCUCCGGGAUCUUGGGGCCCUUCCGAUCUCCAGUUCAAACGCCAGAAGCUCAGCGCAGCCAGUCAAGGCAGUCGAUCGCCUCUUAUGACUUCCACCCUGCAGUUGCAAAAUCAAACAUUUGGUGCAUACAAUAAAAGCAAGCUGGGGCUUCAUCUCUCUCCAUCCAUGCAGGGAAGGAGUCAGAAACCCAAUGCAUCCAACCUGUACAUCACCAACCCCCUUCCAUCGAUGAGUCGGAGUCCAAAUCCCAGAGGGUUCAAUAAAAGCAGUCAUGGGCUCUCUGUCGCUCCCUCUGGGCAGUUUAGGAUGUCCACACAAUCUCUGUCAGGUUUACCCAUGCCGAUGUCCGUCGGAACAAGUGGGUUCCCGUGUCGAGUCUGUCACCUUCCUUUUGAAACGGCUCAGAUGCUACAGAGGCACAAAUGUGUCAAAGCAAAGGAGUUCAUGGCGAACCAUGUGCGAGGUAGCCGCGCGAAUUACAGAUUAAAGAGGGUGACGCCGUUGCCGAGUCUCAAUCCUGCUCCUAUGAACGGUGAGAGAAAACUCGGGAUGCCAGUUUCUGGUAAGAUCAACAAAAACCCAGCCAUGGCUGUCGUUCGAGACAAAGUGCAAGGUGCGGUUCCUCCGACUGGGAAAACGGGAAUGAAUAAGGAUGAUGAUUGUUACAUAGUUGAAAGCGGACCAGACAAAUCCGCUGAGAUGAUAUACCAAGUGACCUCAUUGGUCCCGAUCAAGACUUGACACAAGUCAAGUCUUAUCUGCAUGUCUCAUUUUAUGUUCGAUAUGAACCAAGAGCAUAAAGUCAGCCAUGUUUGAAGAGCAUAUACUCUUGUUUAGUUUCAUUGUACAUGAGUUCAAUGCUUUCUGGCUUUGUCCAAACUUUUGAAGAUGUGUAGGAUUAGUAGUGACAAUAAUAAUAAAUCAUGAUGCUGGUUUUCUUUUGUCAUAACUGCAAACGGUUCAAUAUAGGUGCCCCUGCAAUUUUUAUAGAAAAUGUAAAUCCAUAAAGUUAAUCUUCAACAUCUAUGUGCUUGAUUUACCCAAGUUUGGUGGGAUAACACGGUACUUUCUUUUUGAAUAUGUUUGAUUAUGCUCAGAAAUGUGUUGUGAGGCUGUGGGAAUUGACCACAAUGUAUUUUUUCAGUUUUCUCAGACUUCACAAAUACAGUAUAUGUUGUAUUAAACUAUAUUUUCAAGUUCA